This is a messenger RNA of Amphimedon queenslandica, 1240 nucleotides long. RefSeq names its product zinc finger MYND domain-containing protein 12-like. Gene Ontology annotation, molecular function: protein binding. Bases 38 to 1207 code for a protein of 389 amino acids. The record is from RefSeq and is a predicted model, not a curated record. The transcript has 8 exons. Lineage: Eukaryota; Metazoa; Porifera; Demospongiae; Haplosclerida; Niphatidae.
UAAAUUGGUUGCUAGGAUACAGUACAAUUAUACAAUAAUGGCUGGUGCUAGUGAAGAGAUGGAGGAUGGUUUUGAGGUAAAUCCUUUGGCUAAUCCAAAAGGAAUCAAACUCUCUUGUCACCUCUGUCAAAAACCAGCCAGGAUACAGUGCCCUAGCUGUAGAUCAACCUACUACUGCAGUGUAGAUGACCAGUUGGCUGACUGGAGGAGCAUUCAUUCUCAAGUUUGCAGUUUAAUAGCUUCACUUAAACCACCAGAGACUCAUGCCAACUCUGACACCGAGAGAAAACAAAGAAAAAAACACCAACAACAAACAAGAGACCGCAUAACAGAAAUGGCACUGACAGAAGCAAGGAAACACCUCCACAAUGAAGACUAUACCUUGGCCUUCCCUCCAUCUUUACUUGCACUGAAGUUACUGACAGACACUCAUGGACCAGCUCACUUGGAACUAACUCCUGCCCUGCUACUGCUGGCACAAUCAUCUCUAGGACAAGAUCAGUUACGUAAUGCAGAGAAGUUCUUGAGUCAGGCACACUGGACCGUACUACAGAACAGUCAGACCUCAGCCUCUCUCCACUCACAGCUUCAUCGUAACUUAGGACUCCUGGCAGCAGCUAGAGAAGAGUACCUAAUGGCCAAGAAGCACUUUGCUGAAGAUAUAUAUCAGUCAAGUAUAGCUUAUGGUACUCAGUCAAUAAAAACUGUAGGCGGUUUGUUCCAGCUGGGGAAUAUAUUCUUAAAGGAAGACAAGCCAGUGGUAGCUCAAUCCUUCUUUAAUGAGGUCAUUAAAAUAUGGCUGAUACAUUUAGAUGGUAUUAUACAAGAAAUGAUUAAAGCUUUGCAGACUCCUCCAUCAACUUUUGCACUGCCAGGAACAAAAGAUCCACUGGACAGCAUUGAUACGAUGAAUGUGGCUGAGAGAGUUGAAGCCAGACAACAGCUACAGACUGUACUGUCACUCCAAGAGAUUCAGUCGCCUUCUUUUGCAUAUAAAGCUUGUUUCACACUAUCACUCCUCCAUGUAAUCAUGAAGGAAUAUCCACAGUCCCUAGCAUACAUUGAUGAGUGUACAAAGAUAAAGACUGGUAGCUCUACUGUCAUUGAAGAAAGAGAAUUUGAAGUAGGAGCAGAAACUACAGGAAAGGACAUUGAAAUACUAGUAGCUACUCUGAGGGAGAAAGAAAUGUUUAAAAAUGAUAAAUAAUAAUAAUAAUGAUAAUAAUAAUAAUAAUAAUAA